AUGGCUGAUGCAAAUAAACGUAAACGUUUAAGUGGUUUUCAGUACAGAAAAAUGUCGAAAGCAAAAAAAGAAAGAGAAGAAAAUUUACCUAAUGAAGUUCAUAAUAAGGUUGUAACAGAUACUCCUACAUUACAAGUAAAUGAAAAAACAGAAGAGAUUCAUAAUUAUAAAAUUAAUGAUGACAUGACUGUAGACGGUAGUAAUAGUUGUGAUAUUAAUGAAACCAACAAAUUACUACAAGUUCAAGCCAAAAACCAGAUUAAUGUGAGGUGUCCCAUGUCUGUUGUAAAUGUUGAUGGUAAAAAGGAAGUUAAAUGUAAUGUAAAAGAUACAAAUGUUCAAUAUGAUUGCUGGUUUAGUAAUGAUCCAGCCAAAUGGGUUUUGAAUGAAUCAGAGUUUGAUUAUUAUUCUAAAAAUCAAGUAACGACAAAUUUAGUGGACAUCCAAUUUAACAAAACUUUUCGAAGAAUUGGUAAAUAUAAUAGGAAAUUGCCACGUGAAGCAUUUUUCAGAAAAUUACUAAAUGGCGAAUUCAAACAUCGUAAUUGGCUUUUAUACUCUCACUCUCAAAAUUCACUAUUUUGUUUCUAUUGCUUACUUUUUGCUCAGAGAAAAACUAAAUUUAGUCGUCCAGGAUUUGGGUAUAUUGAUUGGAAAAAUUGUUUAUUGGAUGUUAAUCACCAUGAAAAAUGUAUUAAGCAUACUGAAUCAGUCCGUAAAUGGCAUUCUAGGCAGCUUGAUAACCAAUACUGUAUAGACAAUUCUCUUAAAAUAGAAAUUAAUAAAGAAGAAGAGUAUUGGACAAAAUUACUUCAUCGAUUAAUUGAAACAAUAUUAUUUUUAGCUACAAGAGGUCUGGCAUUUAGAGGAGACAAUGAAACAAUUGGUUCCAAAUUUAAUGGAAAUUAUCUUGGCUGUCUCGAACUCCUAUCAAAGUUUGAUCCAUUUCUCGCUAAUCACAUUGAUAAAUACUCUAAUAAAGGUCGUGGAAAUGUAUCUUAUUUAUCAAGUAGAAUAUGUGAUGAAUUUAUUGAUCUUAUGAGUAAAACUGUGUUACAAUGUAUUGUUAAAGAAAUAAAAAUUGCCAAAUAUUUUUCAAUAAUUGUAGACUCAACGCCAGAUGUUACAAAGGUGGAUCAAUUAACCGUGGCAGUACGGUACAUUUGCAAAGAUGGUUCACCUGUAGAGAGAUUUAUAGGGUUUCUUCCUUCAGUUGGUCACAAAGCAAAAGAAAUGGAAUUGGAACUAAUGAAAAUGUUUAAAAACUUGGACAUUGAUAUGAUAAAUUGCAGAGGUCAGUCGUUUGAUAACGCUAAUAAUAUGUCAGGCAUCUAUAAUGGUUUACAAGCACGGAUUAAGCAAAAAUCAAAUACAGCAGAAUUUGUACCAUGCUCAGCCCAUUCUUUAAAUUUAGUUGGGACAUUUGCUGCAGAACUAACCAGCAUGGGAAAUACAUUUUUUUUGAGAGCUCAAAACCUAUAUACUUUUUUUUCUGCGUCUACCUCGAGGUGGAAUACUUUAUCGAAAGAGUUAGAUCAAAUUCCUAAUGCUCAACUUCUAAAAAACUUGUGCCCUACUCGUUGGUCAUCACGGCACUCUGUUUGUAAAUCAAUUAAAAAUGGAUAUGUUGGAAUUCUCGCUGCUUUAGAAAUAAUAUAUAAUGAUUUAAAUCAACGAAAUGCAGUUAAACAUGAAGCCAAAUCAAUUUACAAUAAAAUAAAAUCAUUAGAUUUUGUCUUUCUUUUAGUUGUUUGGACGCCUCUUUUAGAAAGAUUUGACAAAACUUCCAAAAGUCUUCAGUUAAUUAAUAUUGAUUUGUCGUGUGUAGUUUCUCUAUAUGAUUCAUUAGUAUGUUAUAUUCAAGAGCAAAGAAACAAUUUUGAAAUAUUUUUAAGUGAAGCGAUAAAAAUUAGUGGCAUAAACAAAUUUUCUUGGGAGGAAACUAGAACUAAACGCAGAAAUAUAUUUUUUGAUGAAGAGCCUAGUGGUGAAGUUAUAUUUUCUAAUUCAGACAAAAUGAAGAAUGAAGCUUUUAUUCCUAUAAUGGAUGCAUUGAUUCUUCAACUAAAUGAAAGAAAAGAAGCAUAUACAAAGCUAUGUGACAAAUUCGGAUUUUUUUCUGAUAUGGAAAAUAUUGAGGCAAGUGAACUACGUAAAAAAGCAUUAAAGCUUGUGGAGUAUUAUGUUAAUGAUUUAGAAGUAGAAUUUGUUGAAGAAAUCGUUCAAUUUAAAAAAUACAUAAUAAAUUUUCCCAACGAAACCAAAAACAUGCAAGGAAUGUUAAAAUACCUUAAUAAUAAUCCAUCAUUAAACACAACUUUUCCUAAUGUUGAAAUUGCUUUAAAAUUAUUUAUUUGUAUGCCAUGUUCUAAUGCCAGUGGAGAAAGGUCCUUUUGUGUUUUGAAGAGAGUUAAAAACUAUUUACGGUCAUCAUUAUCAAAUGAGAAAACAUCAGCAUUAUCAAUAUUAUGUAUUGAAAAUGAAAUUGUCAAGAAUAUCAGUUGGACAAGUCUUGUUAAAAAAUUCUCAAAACUUAAAGCUAGAAAAAAAACAUUUGUAUAA
Molecule: messenger RNA, 2562 nt
Organism: Melanaphis sacchari
Lineage: Eukaryota; Metazoa; Arthropoda; Insecta; Hemiptera; Aphididae
Product: zinc finger MYM-type protein 1-like
Exons: 4
Coding region: 1-2562 (853 amino acids)
Molecular function (GO): protein dimerization activity
Source: RefSeq, a predicted model, not a curated record